This is a messenger RNA of Catharus ustulatus (Swainson's thrush), 2154 nucleotides long. RefSeq names its product cytochrome P450 2J2-like. NCBI's taxonomy places the organism in Eukaryota, Metazoa, Chordata, Aves, Passeriformes, Turdidae. Gene Ontology annotation, cellular component: intracellular membrane-bounded organelle; cytoplasm. The transcript is spliced from 10 exons. The record is from RefSeq and is a predicted model, not a curated record. Gene Ontology annotation, molecular function: oxidoreductase activity, acting on paired donors, with incorporation or reduction of molecular oxygen, reduced flavin or flavoprotein as one donor, and incorporation of one atom of oxygen; iron ion binding; heme binding. Gene Ontology annotation, biological process: xenobiotic metabolic process. The coding region runs from base 206 to 1684 and encodes 492 amino acids.
ACAGCAUGGGGCUGAGGAAGCGGCUGGGAACAGGGCACCCUGCACCAUGGACACAGCUCCUUCCUCUGCCAGGUCUCUUUGGAUAAGAGCUGUGACAGCACUUCACCCAUCUCCCCCUGGCCCUGGGGGUUUCAGUGGUGCCCUGUGAGCUCAAGCUGCCUGACGUGUUGUGGGACACAUCCCUGCAGAGCCCCACCAUCCAGCCAUGCUGCACUUCCUCUGGGACAGCAUCACCCUGCAGACAUUCCUCAUCUCUCUCUUCGUCUUCCUGCUCGUCGCAGACUACAUGAAGAACAGAAAUCCAAGGAAUUUCCCUCCCACUCCCUUCCGCCUUCCCUUUUUGGGGCACAUCUAUCUCAUGGACUUCAAAGAUCCCGCGGUCAUGGUGCGGAAGCUAAGUAAAAGAUAUGGUGACAUCUUUGGCAUACACAUGGGCAGCAUGAAGUUUGUGAUGGUAAAUGGGAUGCGGCUGGUGAGAGAAGUGCUCAUAAACCAAGGGGACAAGUUCAUGGAGCGCCCUGACUUUCCCAUUGACGAGCAGGUCUUCAGCAAGAUCGGCCUGGUCUCCUCCAGUGGGCACCUGUGGAAGGCACAGAGGAGGUUCACCCUGAGCACGCUCCGGAACUUCGGCUUGGGCAAGAGGAGCCUGGAGGAGCGCAUCCAGGAGGAGUGCCAGUUCCUGGGGGAUGUGUUUAGGGAUGAACAAGGGAAUCCUUUCAACCCUCAGCUUAAAGUGACUAAUGCUGUUGCAAAUGUCAUUUGCUCCCUCAUCUUUGGCAAUCGGUUUGACUACCAUGACGAGGAUUUCCAAAGUCUGCUGAAGCUGAUGUAUGAAAUGACUGUCCUCCACGGAUCCAUCACAAGCCAGCUCUACAACAAUUUCCCAUCUAUAAUGAAGUACUUACCUGGAGCCCACCAUACCAUUAUUAAAAACUGGAGGUUAUUGAGAAAAUUUAUGCAAGAGCAGAUCAACAAACACAAGGAGGACUGGAACCCCUCAGAGAGCCGGGACUACAUUGACAGCUACCUGCUGGAGAUCUCCAAGGACCAUGACAGUGACACCUUCCGUGAGGAACACCUCAUGGCAUGCACACUGGACCUGAUGUUUGCUGGGAUUGAGACCACGUCCUCAACCCUCCGCUGGGCUUUGCUGUUUAUGGCCAUACAUCCAGAAAUUCAAGCACGGGUGCAAGCUGAGAUUGAUGCAGUCAUUGGCCAGGCACGGCCACCAGCCCUGGAGGACAGGAACAACCUGCACUACACCAAUGCUGUCAUCCACGAAGUGCAGAGGAAAGGCAAUGUCGUCCCUUUCAAUGUGCCGAGAAUGGCAUCAGAGGACGCCUAUGUGGAUGGUUACUUCAUCCCAAAGGGCACUGGUAUAAUGGCUAACUUAUCCUCUCUGAUGUUUGACAAGAAUGAAUGGAAAACCCCUGAGCAUUUUAACCCCGAGCAUUUUCUGAAGGAUGGGAAAUUCUGGAAAAACGAGUAUUUUAUACCAUUUUCUCUGGGGAAGCGUUCCUGCCUGGGCGAGCUGCUGGCCCGUUCCGAGCUCUUCCUCUUCUUCACCUCCCUGCUCCAGAAAUUCACCUUCCAGGCACCCCCUGACACCAAGCUCAGCCUCCAGCCCAUGAUAGGCAUUGCAAUGGCCCCAAAGCCCUACAAGAUCUGUGCUGUGCCUCGGUAGGGAAGCCUUGGCCACUGUCCUCACAUGGAGAUUCUUUUGUCAGGGGUGCUGAAGAAAAGCCCUUGGCAGCUCAUGGAGAGGCUGGGUGGUUUAGUUCUUUCAAGGCAGUUGCAAAACCUUUUCUUUUACAAGUAGACCUUGCACUCUGUAUCCCAUGAUGAUGUGAUCCUGGGAUCACCCUGGGAGCUACCAGGGCAUUAUUAGGCUUGCCCGAUGGCACUGUAAAUUAAUCAGGGUCUUGGGUCUUUCCUAAUUUUAUGAUGGAUGGCCAUGGUUCACCUUGGCAAAAUGAGGGACACUAGAGUCUGCACUGUAGAAGCUGUGGCUGGGUAUAGUGGGACAGCAACAGCAGCCUUUGUUUAAUAACAUUAACAGAAAUAUUAAUCUGGCAUUUCCUUAAUAAGUACUUCUCUAAAAAACAGUCACUCUCUAACACCUGUCUCAUACAUUAAUAAAUGGUUAUCAAAGCA